Molecule: messenger RNA, 2049 nt
Organism: Galleria mellonella (greater wax moth)
Lineage: Eukaryota; Metazoa; Arthropoda; Insecta; Lepidoptera; Pyralidae
Exons: 1
Coding region: 194-1429 (411 amino acids)
Source: RefSeq, a predicted model, not a curated record
GCAUGUUAUUAUGCACUUCAUAUACUGUUGGACUGUAAUCGAGUGUAGUCACGUUUUACCUCCAUUCGUAGUGAAUUAAAAAAACAUUAAAAUUAUUGAAUUAAAUAGUGCAUAUUCUACUACAAAAUUACAAGACAUUUCAUUCUUAAAAGAAAAACGAAAUAAAUAAAUACUGGCGACUAGUAAAUACUACAUGACUACAAGCGAAACUUUUGACGGCAAUUAUUUUUAUAGUGGUGUUUAUACGUACCUACUGUUAUUAGAAAUGGAAACAUUGACGGAGAUGAUUAAUAAAUUUUCUAUCACUAGUUAUGACAAAGACACAUCGCAUUGGGUGGAUGUUACUUACAUUAAUCAUCCCCAUAGCUUUUAUGUUCGCCCUACACUUUACAGAAAAUACAUGCAGGAAUUACAAGCUUCCACUGGGAGUCUAAUAGAUCCUUUAGAUAUGCACGUGGGUAAAAUUGUUAUUUAUAAAUCGGAAAUACUAAAAAUAUACGCGAGAGGACAAGUAAUCCGAAUGAAUGCUGAAAUAAAUGGAAUUACCUGUGACAUCCAAGCCUUGGACCAUGGUUGUUUGGACAAAGCUGUGCCAUUAAAGCAGAUGUACAAACCUGUGAUUGAUUCGUAUAAUCUACCACCCUUAGCUAUUCACUGCCAACUAUCAGAGUGCUAUCCUAUUGGUAGAAAAUGGGAUGAUAAGUCAAUUGAUGCUAUGAAGUGUUAUGUAGGCACUGAACAAGCCAAAGUAAUUAUUAAGGAUAAAAAACUAGACAUUUUAAUCGUGGAGUUGAUAAAUUCAUGCCCUGAUGAUAUUGCCACCUUACUUGUGAAGACUGAUUAUGCAAGUCUUGGAUUUGACUUUGUUAAUAAUAGACUUUCAUCCUCAUCUGAAAAUAAGAACAUGCAUUAUAUUUAUAAAAAGUUUAAAGUUGGUGACAAACUAUGGGUUAGAGUACAAAGUGGGAAGGCCCUGGAUAGCUUUUUUGUUUGCGCAGUAGAAGAUUACAAACCAUAUUUACAAGAGAAAAAAAACUUUACAUUAUCUUACAAAGCGUUGAAUGAAAAAAUUCGUCCAGAAGAUAUUGAAGCGGGACUACCUGUUGCUGUAUUAACUGAGGAUCAACGCUAUUAUGAGCGUGCAGUUAUAAAACAAUUUACUAGCUCCCAAGAUAAAUAUGUGGUGCAAUAUGUUGAUAGCGGGAACAUUGUUACCGCACAUUUCAACUGUAUGAAGCCUCUGCUACCGUAUCACUACACCCGACCCGCUUUGGCCAUUUAUUGUUCCAUAGAUAAGGAAUCAGUGCAGGACACUGGUUUACAAAAGCUUCUUCAUCCUGGAUAUGAUUUUAUUAUUGAAAUAAAAAAGGUUGGAGAUAAGCACAAUUCUCCCAAUAUUGUUCAAAUUAUGCCAAUAUUGUCUACUUAAAAAAUUACUUAAGUGUAUAUGAUGCAACAGUUGUAUGUAGGCUAUACAGACAAAAUAUAUUAAUAUACUGUUUGACUAUAAAGAAAAUGUUACUAGAUUUAAAAUAAGUGUACUCUUGAGUUGAAAUUCUAUGCGACUGAAAUAAUGUUGUCUUUAUUUUUAGUCUUUGUUAAUGUUAUCUUAUUUUUUAUUUUGGUUUUAAUGUAAGUCUAGCUAUAAGUGAAUAUCUUUUGUGCUCAAAUUAGUUGUGCGUUUAUUAUAAAAAUUUAAAUUUUGAUAAAUGUGAAGUAAAUUCACUAUGAAUUUAUCUAUAUGUUGUGUGUAUGGUUGGUAUGGUAAAGAUUUAAAUUUUUAUAACAAUAGUAGCAUAGUUCUUUUGGCAUGUAUGAUAUAUGUGACUAGGAAUUUAUUGAUCAGAUGAACCACAUGUUUGACAUAAUUAUUUUUUUAUUUUUAUAUUACAUAGUAUGUUAAUUCACAUAGUAAUUCUCAUACUCAUACUUAUGUAUGUUGUUUGAAUAUGUUAUUUUGUUUUGUAUUUCUAAAAAUAUAUUAGAUAUAAGAGUCUAUAUGAUUUAAACAACAACAUCAUUUGAUUAAUAAUAAGUAUGUACUUUGAA